AUGGACGACAGGAACCUGGUGUUCAACCUGAUGCCAAAGGCUGAUUUUGGUUACAAGGUCCAUGGCGAUCCUUUCUCCACCAACACAAGGCGUGUUCUAGCUGUUCUCAUCGAGAAAGGGCUCUCUUACGAGCCCAUUACCGUUGAUUUGAAAACCGGUGAACACAAAAGGGAAUCUUUUCUCUCUCACAACCCAUUUGGUCAAGUCCCAGUUUUUGAAGAUGGAAACAUUAAGCUAUGUGAGUCUCGAGCCAUCACACAAUACAUUGCAUAUGUGCACAGCUCAAGAGGCACGCAGCUUCUGAAUUUAAGAAGCCACAAGACAAUGGCAAAACUAACAAUGUGGAUGGAAAUCGAAGCUCACCAGUUCGAUCCAUUCGCAUCUGUACUCACUUGGGAGCAAGUCAUUAAACCUAUCUACGGUCUAGAGACUGACCUGGCGGUCGUCCAAGAAAACGAAGCUGGUCUAGAGAAUGUUCUAAAUGUCUAUGAAAAACGACUCGGAGAAUCUAAAUUCUUGGCUUGUGACACCUUUACUUUGGUUGAUCUUCACCACUUACCCAAUAUACAAUACCUUUUGGGGACUCCAACGAAAAGAUUGUUUGAAAAUCGACCUAAAGUACGUACGUGGGUGGGUGACAUUACUGGCAGAGAGGCUUGGAAGAUGGCUUGUGAUCAUGACAAGUCGUGGUUUGGUAAGUAAACGGACUGAAAGCAAAAGAAAACUGUGAGGAGAGUGUGUUUGUGUGUUAUGUUGGUGUCUUUGUUUGUAAGCGUGUGCUGUUGUUAAAGUAAACUUACGUUGUUUGUUGAUUGUUGUGUGGUGCAUCCUAUACGAGUCGUUGUGAGUUGGUUUAUGUAUGUCCGAUGUAUAUGAAUAAAGGGAAAUACAAAUAAUAAUAACUAGGUAGUAAUCCAGAGAUUGCG
Molecule: messenger RNA, 926 nt
Organism: Eruca vesicaria subsp. sativa (arugula)
Lineage: Eukaryota; Viridiplantae; Streptophyta; Magnoliopsida; Brassicales; Brassicaceae
Source: the annotation of a GenBank genome assembly